AUUUUAUUGCCGGAGAUGACAAACCACAGACUUCAACUUUGAUUUUUCCUCUGGAGCAGACUUAUCAAAAUUAGAUUUAUCCGCGUUUUAAAUGCUGGUAGAUUUGGUUGUGUUUUUUGCGUGUGUCAGUUCAUUUUAAACCGGACUAACCAUGUGGUUGAUGGACGCGUAAUACUAUGGGCUUUCACUGCGGGGUUUUUUCUCCAAAUCGCUUUGUAAACUUAAGUUGUUUUCCCCAAACACUUUGGAUGUGCUCAUUUUUUUCAUUCACAAAAUAGUUUUACAAAGUUUAUUUCAUCCUUACAGGCGAUUUUGGGUGAAAUAUCUUUGCUUUCCUAUUUAUUAAGGGCUUCGUCUUUUCCAUCUCAUCCAGGAUGCUGGCUGUAGUUUUUGGACUUUUAUGUCUGGUUGGCGGACGCACAGUGGGAAGCCAAGAUGUAACAGGUAGCCGGUUUGUAUGUAACGCCAUCCCCCCCGGCGCAGAGCCCGGCUGCGGGUACGGCCCCACGGGGAACCGCGUUCAGAGCAGCAGCCCCGUGGAGGAUGAGCUGCGCAACACCAUCAUCCAGCUUCGGGAGACUAUCCUGCAACAGAAGGAGACUAUCGUGAGCCAACAGGGAACCAUUAAAGAGCUCAAUUCUAAGCUGGCGCGCUGCGAGGCGGCAGCCGAUGAGAUGGCGCAGGGUAAGUCCCGGGGUCAGGGCUCCAGACGCAAGGAGUAUGGGAAGAACACCAUGGGGGACCUGCCCCGGGACCCCAGUGAGACCAUAGACCAACUGGGCAAAACCAUGCAGACCCUGAAGGGUCGGCUGGAGAAUUUAGAGCAGCAAAGCCUGCGCCUCCCCAGCACAAACUCUUCAGCUGGAGGAGCCGCGGCCCUGACUCCCCUGCCACCGGAGCUCCGCGAGCUGCUGCGCCAGCGUCUGGGGGCGCUGGAAACCCAGCUCCUCCGGAAGGUGGCUGAGCUGGAGGAGGAGAAGAGCCAGCUCUACAAUGAAACUGCGGCCCACCGCCAACGCACCGAAAGCGCUCUCAACUCCCUCAUGGAAAGGAUCAUGGAGCUUGAGAAAAGUAACAAUGCAUUUAAGUCUCCAGAGGACUUCAAGGUGUCCCUCCCUCUUCGUACCAACUAUCUGUACGGACGCAUCAAGAAGAGCCUCCCGGAGAUGUACGCCUUCACUGUUUGCAUGUGGCUCAAGUCAAGCGCCAGUCCAGGCAUAGGAACCCCUUUCUCCUACGGCGUGCCCGGCCAGGCGAAUGAGAUAGUUCUCAUUGAAUGGGGCAACAACCCGAUUGAGUUACUGGUCAAUGACAAGGUGGCCCAGCUCCCUCUUUCAGUGAGCGAUGGGCGCUGGCACCACAUCUGCAUCACCUGGACGACUAGAGACGGCUUCUGGGAGGCCUAUCAGGACGGCGAGCGUCUUGGCACUGGAGACAACCUGGCCCCAUGGCACCCAAUUAAACCUGGAGGGGUGAUCAUCCUGGGCCAGGAACAGGACAUCGUGGGAGGGCGUUUUGAUGCUACCCAAGCCUUUGUUGGCGAACUGAGCCAGUUCAACAUGUGGGACAGAGUACUACGGCCUGUGGACAUCAUGGGUUUGGCUAACUGUUCGGCCUACAUGCCCGGGAACGUGGUUCCUUGGAUUGAUGCCAAUGUAGAAGUGUUCGGCGGAGCAAGUAAAGCUGCUCUCGAAAUCUGCGAAGACCGUGCUUUUGAUUCCUAAGGAACGUCACUUAGGGAGUCCUGCAUGGCAACAGGGAUCUGAAAGCCGGGUAUUCAGAUUUUUGUCAAACCCUGUGGACAAGGGUAGCAUUGGACUAUCCACCAUGGCCUCUUAGGCUUGGUGUUCAUUGGAUUUAAAAGAUCACGUGUCUAUCAAGUUUGAACCCUGAAGACUUCACAAAAGAAUUCAAAUUGGUUCUCUCUGCAGAAGAAGACACUGAAUGCUGUUUGAUCUGUCUGCUGCGAAGCGAUGACCUGCUGUUGUCUUGUUUUUCUCUCUUCAUUCACAAGCUUACUUGUCAUUUGACAACUCUUUGAGAAUAUCUCACAGUGGUUCUAUUCCUUUUUUUGACAACACUGCACUGUUUUCCUUGUUGAAUGUGAGCUCAAACAAGCUUUGAUGUGCUGCAGAAAACUGUGGUUGAGCACCACAUGCGCUGAGCUUUUUUGGCUGUUUGAAGAGCAAUGAGACGCUGAAGUAAAUACCUAAAAUGAGGUGGACACCUAUGAGUUUGAACCCCACUAUUGUCCAAAGUAAUACGCAUGAGUCUGAGCAGUGCAUGCUUUCUGUCAACAUGCACAGUGAGUAUGCUGCGUCAAAACAGGCCAAUACAGCUUGCUGCCAACAUUAUGUAAGACCGUGUGUGUGUGUGUGUACGUUCCAGUGCUUAUGGCUUGUCUUGCGUGUAAAACAGACCAGGGGCUUAUGAUGGAGAGAGGGAGGACAUUUUCAUUCUUGCAAAUCUAUACUUAAUACCUCAUUGCCCUUUGAGCAGCUGCCAUGCUCCCAAACUGCUUUCUGAACUGGCUGGCUCUGCCCAGGUUAACAGCGACAUCGGACAGCUGCCCAGUCAUGGCUAAACGACAGAGCUGUGGAUGCCAGCUGAGCACUAGGCUAGGACAGGGCUUGGUCUGACCCUCUAGGAUAAUCCCAAACUCCUCAUGAUUGUUGUAAUUAUACAUGUUUAUGAAUGAAUGCGGCAUUGAGUAACCCUGGUCUCCUGGUGUUUCUGUGUGUCAAUAAUGCUAAACCUCUGAAAUGUACAGACAAGUCAGAUUAGAGCAGCACUCAACAGACAUUAUGAAUGUUAUUGUAAUGUUAUUAAAUGGGGCUUGGUCCCAAAUGUCUCACUCCGGAUAGGUAAAAAAAGUUGAUUAUUUAUAUAUAAACUAGGGAAUGUGUUGCAAUUAAUAAUGAAUAAAAACUUUAAGCUGGUUUUGCAGCUUAAAUACCCUUUUUUUCUGUUCUCCAAUGAACCAGAAGUGACAUUACAAAAAAAAAAAAAAAAAAAUAGAGUUGCUUCGGAAAAGUUUUUCAAUUUGCAGUUGUCUUUGAGGUCUGAAUCUGCGAUCCUCAAUUUUUUAAAUCCUGAUUAUUAUUAUUAUUGGAAUGCAUGAUUAUUCUGAUGACUUUAACACAGAGAAGUGAGAAAAUGUAUGUGCUUCAGUUUUUUUAAUCAAGGUUGUAUUUGUGUAUCAAAUAGAAAAUUAAGGAUUUCCUGCACUCCAAUUUGUGCAGCAAAGAAUUUGUGACUAGAAUUAUUGAUUUUAUUAAGUUCAAAAAUCUAUAUUGGGUAACUAGCUUUUGUUUUAUGUGUUAUGAAUCAUAAAUACUUUGUAUUUAGUUUUGAUGCAUUCAACUGAUGUUACAGUGCACAUUUUAUAUAAAUAGGCAAACAAAAAUCUGUUUUUCAACUGCUAAACACCAAUCACUAAAAAAACAACAACACUCAUUUCUAAUCUCUGGCCAAUUAAUAAGAACAUUUCUACAUGAAACCUAAUUAUUUUCCCUUCUAGUGAAACUCACGGUUAAAUAUUAACAUAAAAGCAUUUGUCGGUAAUGAUGCAGUAGCUAACUGGACAGCACCGAAUGUUGAAAAGUGAAUAACUGAAAUCUGACAUUAGGAUUCAACACAUUGUGAACACUACUCUUGAAUGUCUGUUGGUUAUGUUUUACUGUGAAACAAAGACAUUUCUUUUCUGAUGAAAAUGUAUUCAUUUUGUUGUUAAAUCUGAAGACAAUUUAUUAGCGGUAAAUAAUGUAAAGCAGCAAAAAUGCUACAAAUGCUCUGUUUGACUGGUGAAUGGCCUUUUGUGAGAACCAUAUGUGCUUUUUUUGCGAGUGGACAUGUCAGACUUUCUGUCAGCUUUUGUAGCACACUUUCCUGACAGCGCAGAAAUACUCAGAAUGUGUUUGUCUUCUGCAAACCUUAUCCACGUGAAGUUCUGCAACUGUCUGUCAUGAAAACUAAUGUAUUUUUGCACCCAAUAAAAGAAUCAGCAAGUUCAAGAGAA
Fundulus heteroclitus (mummichog) is the source of this 4018-nucleotide messenger RNA. It is a transcript of the gene nptx2a, whose product is annotated as neuronal pentraxin 2a. The coding region runs from base 375 to 1724 and encodes 449 amino acids. The record is from RefSeq and is a predicted model, not a curated record. The transcript is spliced from 5 exons. NCBI's taxonomy places the organism in Eukaryota, Metazoa, Chordata, Actinopteri, Cyprinodontiformes, Fundulidae.